UUUACCGAAAAAACUAAGAAUAUGAAUUACUGCAGUCACGAAAGCUUUAAAUAAAAAUGUUACAGUGUUGUUUAUAUUAUUAUUCUUUGGUGACUUACAUAUUUUUUUCUAGAGUCCUACAUGUGGCUGUGCAGAGAUUGUGGCUCGUCUCACAUAUCUAGAUCAAAACUUUUAAAACACUUUAGGUUCGUACAUGGACAAUAUGGCCGCAGACACGCAUAUCCAUGCGCAUAUUCUUACUAUCCAUGCACUUUUAAAACCUGGAAUGCACUGCGGUCCCACUUAUGCAGAUCACAUGGUAGUGAGCAGCAACCUCAAAAGCAAAAUUCUAGCGAAAGUACAAAGAUAAAUUGUCAUGUUUGUGGUGUUACUGACAUUCCUUCAGUAAAUGAUUACUUUCUCCACAUAAAUAAGCAUUUGCACAGUCAUGAGACAGUAAGUUGUAUGUUUAAGGACUGCUCGUUUAAAUCAAAUGUGUAUAGCACAUUCAAAUCACAUAAGAGGCGAAAACAUUGUCAGUGUUCGUUGACUGAUUUUAAGGAAGGAAUAGUGAAAACACAAGAGGUAAGAGGAAUAUCUGAUGACACUCUUUCAAACGAAGAAAUCAAUACAUCUAUGUUAGAGGAGGAUUCCAGUUGUAUUGAUACAGGAGAGGUUCCAGAGAACUUACCAAAGUUGCUAGAGCUUAAAUUUGCUUCUUUGCUGUUGAAGCUGGAGAAUCACUAUCAUGUCCCAGGCACAGCUGUCGAUGAGUUGUUGGAGGACUUGCAUUAUUUACUGAGUGAUGCUUCUUUCCCUUUGUCAUACAGAAUUAUUGUAGACACCUUACAAAAGCACAGGAUUGACAAUGAUGAGUUUCUAGUCAAAGACCUUGUUACAUCUUUAAGUACAACAAAUCCUUUACUCACUGCAAUAAAGCAUGGUGGUCCACUAGCCUCUGCAUUUAAGCGUAAAGAAUAUUACAGGGAAAAUUUUAAAGUUGUAGACUCCGUGGAGUAUGUUCUUGAGGCCAAGGGAAACAGAACUUUUCAAUAUGUUCCAAUACUUGAGUCUUUACAGAAUCUACUUGGUCAAAAUGACCUACUAGACAAAGUGGUCGAAAGUCACAGUUCUCAACAGUUAAGAAGAGAUGUCCAUCAGUACAGGUCAAUUCAGGAUGGUCAGUUUUUUAAAGCAAAUUAUUUCUUCUCAGAUGAGUUGAGGAUAUCUGUGUGCUUAUAUGUCGAUGACUUUGAAAUUUGCAACGCUCUCGGGACAUCAAGAAAGAAGCACAAGAUAUGUGCACUCUACUGGAUUUUGGGUAAUGUGCCAUCCAUGUUUCAGUCAACUUUGUCUUCAAUUUAUCUUGCCGUUUUGUGCAAAACAGAAGACGUGAUAACAUACGGAUUUGAGAAAAUCUUGCGACUUCUUUUGCAAGAUCUCCAAACUUUGGAACAGCAAGGUGUUUUUGUCCACCAGCUGGGAACAUUCCUUAAAGGAACAGUUCAAUGUGUUGUGGCCGAUAAUCUUGCUGCACAUUCAAUGGCUGGCUUCAUUGAGAACUUUUCAGGAGAGUACUGUUGUCGAUUUUGUACAGCUUCUCGUGCAGAUUCUCAGAUCAAUGAAGUGAAGGCAGGUGAAUCUAAACUAAGGACUGCAGAAGAACACCAGGGACAUGUGAAACUUGCAAAGGAGAAAGGUGUGAAUGUCAUGGCUGUGAAAAAAGCAUGUGUUUUCAGUGACAGCCUUAGCUACUUUAAUGUUACAACAGGCUAUCCUGAUUUGGCUCAUGAUCUUUUUGAAAGCAAAGUACCAGUUGAGCUGGCAGAGUGCUUUUCUGUACUUAUUUCAAAUAAGAUCUUGUCUCUUGAUCUGCUCAAUGAACUCAUCCAUAAUUUUCCGUACAAGUGGGGUGAUAAGACAAAUCGACCUCAAUUGGUGCCACAGACAUUUGCAAGGAGAAAAUCAGUUGGUGGCAAUGCGCAUGAAAAUUGGUGCCUGUUAAAACUGCUGCCAUUUAUUAUUGGGCAUUUGGUGCCUGCAGAUGAACCUGUGUGGCAUAUGAUUUUAGACUUGAAGGAUAUUGUGGAACUGGUUGUGUCUUCAGUUCAUACAGAUGAGACCAUUGCAUAUUUGGAAUGCAAGAUCUCUGAACACCGUCAGAAGUAUCAGGAGCUUUUCCCACUUAAACAGCUGCUUCCAAAGCAUCACUUUUUGGAGCACUAUCCAGAAAUGGUUCGCUGCUUUGGUCCUUUAGUUUUUCUUUGGACAUUGCGUUUUGAAGCUAAGCAUAGCUACUUCAAACAAGUAGUUAGGCACACAAAUUGCUUCAAGAACAUAACACUAACUUUGGCAAGAAAACACCAAUUGAUGGUUGGAUAUAACCUCCACAUACCCAGCCCUGAAAAGACCACCUUACAGGUCAGACGUGUCUCUACCAUCACGGUUGAGGUCAUGAAAGAGGAUAUCGUACGUUGCCUUAAUUCUAGAUAUCCUGGCAUCACCACUGUCAAUUUUGCUAAGAUUAUGAUAGCAUAAUGUAUCGAAUUGCCCAUGGGUCUCUUGGUGGACUUCCAGAAUUUGCAGAAAUUGCUCAAAUUUGUAUAAUCGAAGACAACCUUGCCUUCAUUGCCAAAAAAAAUGUGUUCAUGGUAUCAAGAGCACUUCAGGGCGUUUGAAUUGGUACCAACUCUUGAAAUGUGCUUAAUUACCCUCAAUGAGUUGAAAGACCCAUACCCUCUUGCAGAUUAUAAGGUUGGCGGUGUCCGAAUAAUUACCCUAAAAUGACACGUACUAAUAGAUGAGGUGUAAUAACCAGCCACUGAAGUCCUGUGUGGACUUGUAUAUUUUAUGUAUAUUUCAUUUUAUAGUAAACAUCUAUUUAAUGUCAAUAGUUUGGAUUGGUCUUCUGGUAUUGUAGUCAUAUAUUCAUCCCCUCUAUCUCUCUUUCAGAAAAGUUUGACAGGAUGGGUACCCCAGCCAAACUUCUAGUAAUCUUGUGAGAAAAUAAUUGUGAAAGGUUAAAUCUCCCAACUGGUAUACCAAACUCGUUGAAUGACCUUAAAAGAGAAAUCCAAACACAACUGAGAGUACUUGAAGAUUUUGGACUUCAAUUCAAAGAUCCGGACUUUAAUGAUUUUAUCAACCUCACUUCAACUUCAGACAUACAGGAUAAAGCUACACUCAAGGUCAUUCAGUUGCCUUCAUCUACAAGUUCCCCAACUACUUCAUCUGUGCCAGAAAUAAAUGAGACCUCUUCAAUAUCAUCCUGUGACACAGACAUAAUCUCAUACUCACAGUCAUCUUUACUUUCAACUCCAGAAUCUGUGUCUUCAGACGGAAGUCAGGCAUGGCCUGAACGUUUCCCAAUACCACAGUUAAGUUUUGAUGCUGAGAUUCAACUGCAAAAAACUCAACUUGCUUAUCAGACUGAUGGUACUGUCCUGAGCCCCAAUGCCAAACUGAAGUCUGAUAUUUUGGAUGCUUUAGCUUCAGAAAUAAUAAAGUACAAGGCAUACCCUACAAGUGCAGAUCUUGAUGUUGCUGCUGCUUUGGUACAGAAGCACCCAUGCCUCAAAGAAAAAGGCUCUGUGAGCGGCUACUAUGGCUGGAAAAUAAGUCUGAAAUAUAAGAUGGCAAACUACAGAACAAAAUUGAGGAACAUAGGAUGUUCUGAGUUAAAUAUCAACUCCCACAAGCGAAAAGGAUCCAUGGGAAGUCCCAACCAAGUGAAGAAACCUAGAAAAGCCGAGGUUAAUUACUGUCCAGAUUACCCAUUGGGUGAAACAAAGGAUACGCUUGAAAAGCAAAGGAUGACACUACUGUCUGAGGUGACUAAAAGAAACAAUGAGCAGGUUAUCAAGGUCCUGAUGGAGAGAACAUUUGCGCUUCGGAGGCAUGAGGUGGUAGAAGAUUUGCCGUUCAUCGUUGAGUUUAGGAACAGAUGGCCAGCACUCUUUACUGAGAGAGAGGUAAGUCUUUGAUGUAAUGUCAGUUAUGAUUAAAUACUUGGAUGGUUUAUAUAAUUCAAAAAUAUGAAAAUGUUCAUUUGUAAUUUUGUAUGUCAUCUGUAAGUGCUGGUAAAAAAAAAUGUUCAAUGUUUUUUAAACAUGUUUAUCAGCAGCCAACAUUAUUUGUCCUUUCAAAAUUGUAUUAGGUAUCUGCAGAAUUCAGUAGGAUUACAACUAUCCCUUUCGUGUCCAAAUUUAUGGGUCAGCUGGAUAUUUUCUCAACCCAGCUCCUCAGAAUCUUCAGAAAGAAAGGAGGAACAGCAACACAGAAGAUGACAAACAUCCUGUCAGUUAUGGAUCGGGUAUGUUCUCUAAAUUCAUCAUAAUUUUAAAUCUGACAAUAAUUAAUAAUAUAUUAAAAGAAUAUAUAACCCAAAGAUGGAAAUUCAGUCAUUAUGUAUAGCCUCAUGUUAUCGAGGGGGUUAAUUUUUGGGUUAAGUAUCCCUUUAAAGUCUGGUAUAUACAGUACUCUGCAAAAGUCUUAGGCAUGUUAAUAUUUUCACCCAAAGAAGAAAUGGUUUUAAGCCAGUUAUUUAAAUCUUUUACUGCAGUGUGUCAGUACGAAAUAUUUUACAUUUCCAAACAUUCCUUUUGCUAUUAAUUGUAAUAAUCCAGUGACAUUUUUUAUAUGCACAAGGAGUCUGACAAUAGCCAGUAUGAUCCACACAGAGAUUCGAUCUCAUCAUCAUCAAGUCUAUCUGUGAUUACAUGAAGAAACAGAAAAACUGAGAAAGAUUAAAUCCAGAAGAACUGCGUCAACAUCUCCAAGACACCUGAAGAAACCUUCCUGCGAAGCUACAGUACUUUUUCUACUGCUUUAAAACACAAUGCCAUAAAUAGAUUUUAUUUACUUAACUUCUAUUAACUACAUAAAAUCAAUACUCGGUGUGACCAGCCUUUGCGUUUAAAAAAGCUUUUGUCCAGGUACACUUGCUCAUAGUUUUUCAGGUAGCUUUGCAGGAAGGUUUAUUCAGGUGUCUUGGAGAUGUUGAUGCAGUUCUUCUGGAUUUAAUCUUUCUCAGUUUUUCUGUUUCUUCAUGUAAUCACAAGAAUGACAAACUUGACUUGAAUGAAAACAACAGAGUGGGAUAAUCUGUAUAAUGCUACUUAUAAUGGGGCAAUAACAAGUCUAAAAAGCAAAGUGCUAACUAAUGCUAAUUUCAAAUUUUUCAGAAUGACACCAUCGAAAAAAACCGUGAAUGCAUCUUGAAAGCCCUUACUGUUUACAUGAACGAAGACCCCUCAAACCUUGUGAAGGGGUACUUGGACGUUGAACAUGAUGAAGCCCAAACUUCAAUGCGCAACACCACCCUCGGCAUUUAUGUCGUCGUACAUGAAGGGGCAGAUGCUACAGACCCUUACGAAGAUGUUGGCAUUAUCAUUGAAGGCGUCCAAAUACUUGAAGACCAUGUGGCAAAUGCUUGUUCUGUGAUGCUUGGUCUAAUUUACACUUUAAACUUGGCUUACCCACAAGACCUGAGGUACACUUUUGAAGUAUUUCAAAAGAUUUUCAUGGAGCUAGAUGCAAACAAGCUGUUAAACAAGGUCCAGGUCCUGAAAAAUAAACUCCUUUCGUAAACGCUGUAACUUGAGGUCAGGACCAAGGCCCAGGACUUAUGUUUUUUCAUAAUGUUGCACUGUUGUUUGGCUGUUGCAGUACAUAUUUAUGUACAUAAUACUGUUUUUUAUUUAUUUAGUUUAUUUUUGUUCUUGUGCAAUUAAAAGGAAGCAAAAGAAGACUGCUAUUAUUUUUCAAGUAUAACACUUGUAUGUGAAUAUUUUAUUAAUCCUUUAAUUUAAAGACAGUAUGCGUUUAUUUAUUUUUAUUUUCUUGUAAUAAGCAGAUUCUUUUCAUUUUGAAAAGUAAAGUUAGUCUUUUGAGAUUACAGAUUUUGUACAAGUUAUUAUUUUUGGAAAAAUGUGUAA
Messenger RNA from Petromyzon marinus (sea lamprey), 5915 nucleotides. The record is from RefSeq and is a predicted model, not a curated record. Lineage: Eukaryota; Metazoa; Chordata; Hyperoartia; Petromyzontiformes; Petromyzontidae.